AUGCGUCUACCAAGCUUUCUUCUUGCCCUGCCCCUAGCAGCGGCGACAAUUCAGGACGUUAUCCAAGCCCGGGAUGACGAGAAUGCCGGAGGUACUCCGUCCCCGGUGAUCAAAAGGUUCAUUAUUGAGGCAGAACCGGGUACCCCGUUGGCCGACCUGUCGCGGAAAAUUGAGGCGAACGGUAUCAAGGUCUUGAAAGCUUUUGACUCGGAUGUCUUUGCUGGGCUCAGUAUCGAGACCGAACAUGAAAAUGUGGACUCUCUGCAGGAGGUCACCGAAGUAGCACGAGCUUGGCCUGUCAACAGGUUCAAGCUAGCAGCUGUCGACGUAUCUACCUUAAGCCAUGAUGCCAUGGCCGGGAAUUGGUCUGUACACCAGGCCACCGGGGUAGACAAGCUUCAUGAGGCGGGACUAUUUGGCAAAGGUGUCAAGAUUGGUGUCAUCGACUCAGGGAUCGAUUACAAUCAUACAGCACUUGGUGGAGGAAUUGGGCCUGGGUUCAAGGUCAUCGGUGGUUAUGACUUGGUUGGCCAGAAUUACAACGGCAAGAAUGCCAAGGUGCCUGAUGAUGACCCAAUGGACACAAUCGGUCACGGUACUCAUGUUGCUGGCAUUAUUGCUGCCAAAAGCGAGCAUAAUGUCGGUGUUGCGCCAGAGGCGACGUUGCUGGCAUUCAAGGUUUUCGGAGCUGUCGACAUAAUUACAGCAAGUGUGGCUCGCGCAGCGGGCUUUUCUGACGGUCCAUGGGCCUCGAUCUGCUCGAGAAUUGUUGACAAGGGCGUUGUCGUUACCGUUGCGGCGGGAAACGACGGAGAAAACGGACCUUUUUACGCAAGCAGUGGCUCCUCUGGAAACAACGUAUUAGCUAUCGCUUCAGUCGAAACAGGUGUUGUUCCUGCGCGUCCGUGGAACGCAAAGUUCUCACUUGACGGAAAGUCCGACAAUGUGCAGCUGGGCUACAUCCCAUCCGUCAACCGCCCUUUAUGGAACAUCACCGGUCUGCCAAUCGUAGCCAUCACUCUCAAUGCAUCAGUAGCAGAUGACGCCUGCAAACUUCCAGCCGAUACACGAGACCUUUCCGGUUCUGUUGUUCUCGUUCGGAAAGGCACUUGCAAUCUGUACGACAAGCAAGACAAUCUGGAAAGGUUUGGUGCUCGUUGGAUUCUCCUCUACAACAAUAACGACAGGCCGUUCUCGACAGUCAUGACCUCUACCCGCAAGUCUCAGAUGGUCAUGAUCGACUCAAAGACCGGCGCCACUAUCAUCGACGCCAUCAAGGCUGGGGCUAAUGUCACAGUCGACUUCACUGUCCCCAGAGAUGACUCUUGGCGAGUAGGUUUUAAUGACGUUGCCAGAGGUAUCCCUUCCUACACCACGAGCUGGGGAGCCACCAACGAACUGCAAAUCAAGCCAGAUGUUGCCGGUCCCGGUGGCAAGAUUUGGAGCACUGCGCCCGGUAAUAAGUUUGCGCAAAUGAGUGGAACCUCAAUGGCGACGCCUUACAUCGCUGGAGUGGCUGCGCUGUACAUUAGCAAGUUUGGGGGCCGUUCUGUUCAUGGAUCUGGAUUUGCGAAGCAGCUCGGAGACCGCAUCAUUGCCAGCGGUACUUCGGUUCCCUGGCAGAUUUUCGAAGCAGUCGGCUUGCCCAAAGACUUUGGCUUUCUUGCUCCAGUUGCUCAGGUUGGGUCCGGCUUUAUUAACGCCACGAAGGUCUUGGAGUAUCAGACAACUCUGUCGUUCGAAAGGUUCAACCUCAACGACACCAAUAACUUUGAGCGAUACCACAAGGUGGACAUCACGAACAAGGGCGAAAAGGACGUCACCUACACCUUCCGACUUGAGCCGGCCGGUGGCUUUAAUGCCCAAGGGCGUACUCCUGGUCUCCUUGGCGAUAUCCUCGACACGCGCCCGAGUAACAUGGUUCCGCGUGUGACCUUUCCAAGUGGAACCUUCCGCGUGCGAGCGGGCGAGACAAAGACAGCCCAGUUCAACUUCAUGUACCCCGAGGUCGCAGAUACAUCUCUGUUGCCAAUUUACAGUGGCAAAGUCAUCAUCGAGGGAAGCAAUGGCGAGAGUCUCGGCAUACCAUAUCUCGGUGCGGCUUUCGACCUCAAAAAGAGCCUCAGGCGUAACCUGUUCCCGGCAUCUUACCCCUCCGCUCGCAGUGGCCCGAAGGGGGAGGGCAUCGACAAAUACCACAGCUUCGCCUUCAACACAAGCAGAGCAGCUCAGGACUUCCCGAAAGUCUAUGCCCAGUUCCGAUGGGGAGUGAAGGAGCUUCGCUGGGACAUCUAUGAUACAAACUACCAGGAAAAGAACUGGAAGUACCCUCCUGUCGUGGGCCAGAACGGCUACGUCGGCUCUGCCACAUUCUCUCCCUAUGCUUCUUCCUUUAGCAAUUUCGAUCCGGCCACGAUGGACAAGAAUCGUGUCCUUCCUUUCCCCGUAGGUGAUAUUGAACGUACCACGUCCUGGGAGGAAGCCACGGAACGGUUCUGGUGGCUAGGCAAGCUGGCCAACGGCACAGACAUUGCGCCUGGCAAUUACACGUAA
Messenger RNA from Verticillium alfalfae VaMs.102, 2553 nucleotides. Its product is annotated as serin endopeptidase. Lineage: Eukaryota; Fungi; Ascomycota; Sordariomycetes; Glomerellales; Plectosphaerellaceae. Bases 1 to 2553 code for a protein of 850 amino acids. The record is from RefSeq and is a predicted model, not a curated record. The transcript has 10 exons. Gene Ontology annotation, molecular function: tripeptidyl-peptidase activity; serine-type endopeptidase activity. Gene Ontology annotation, biological process: proteolysis. Gene Ontology annotation, cellular component: membrane; cytosol; cell wall.